Coffea eugenioides is the source of this 978-nucleotide messenger RNA. RefSeq names its product reticulon-like protein B13. The coding region runs from base 60 to 794 and encodes 244 amino acids. The record is from RefSeq and is a predicted model, not a curated record. NCBI's taxonomy places the organism in Eukaryota, Viridiplantae, Streptophyta, Magnoliopsida, Gentianales, Rubiaceae. The transcript is spliced from 5 exons.
UCGGAGAUAAGAAAGAAAAGCGUCCUUUGAUUGAAUUGCUCUUUGCUCUAUAUACGAAUAUGUCCGACGACGACGACACUGGAUCGGAAACUUCACCUCCUCCAACCGUAGCCGUCGGGGUGGAGACCCUGCGCCUUCAACGAAAGCAGCCUGCUGCGGCUGCAGUUGCGGCUUUAGUAGUAAGGGACGUAUUAUUGUGGAGGAGAAUACAUGUGAGCAUCCUUGUUCUUGUGGUGGCCACGGCAACUUGGGUAGCACUCCAACUCUAUCAGUAUAACGCGGUACAAGUUGGCUCGUGGGCGGCCAUGUUCCUCGUCACGCUUAUCUUUGUUUGGGGCAAUAUUCAUAGACUCCUCAAAAUAGAGGGUCCGGACGUUUCAGGGAUGGAGAUAAGCGAGAGGCGGGCUGCAGAAAUGGCGCAUGGGAUUCGGGAAUGGAUUGAAGAAGGCAUUCGAUGGUUGUUUCGGGUGGGUGCGGAGAGGGAAUGGUCUGUGUUUGGGGCAACUGUAGCUGCUCUGGGGUUACUUUCGUGGAUCGCUACCCGUUUUGAUUUGCUUACUCUUGUUUACAUGGAAGAAGAAGAUAUGAAGUUUGUGUUCGUGAUGGGAUAUUAUGCAGGGGUUAUGUUGGGUAUGACUGUACCUGCAAUUUACGUGAAGCAUGAGGACAAGAUCAUAGAGUAUGGAAUGCGAUCAAGGAUACAGUCUAAAAAGUAUUACGACUUGAGUAAAGACGUGUUGCGGAGGAUAAGAAGCAAAGUGGCUGCAGGAAAGAAACACAAAAAGAUCGAGUAAAAAAAUUUUUUUUUUUCUUCUUUUAUUUUUUGUUGUUUGGGAAGAGGGGGGGGUAACAGUGUAAUAGCUUUUUUUUUAUUUAUUUAAUAUAUUUUGCUUGCAUGGACGUAUUAUGUAUGUAUCAUUCAUGAGGAUUUGCUUUCAGGAAAUUAUAUAUAUAUAUACUCCUUUUACACUUCUUGCA